CAUCUGGCAACCCAUCACAGUUCCUUUUAAGCAAAGCUAGGCUACAUCCGUUUCCCCACUGCAUUUCCCAUCACUGCUGGAUAGAUCACAGUAACCCACCGAUCGUCACGCAACAAUAAAGCUGAGGGACUAUAGUAACCAUCUCAGGGGUGUAACAGUGGAGGGAAGGUGCACUCAGCAUGGUCACCAUUCCAGAGUACUACGAAGGAAAAAAUGUGCUCAUCACAGGGGCUACAGGCUUUAUGGGGAAAGUACUUCUUGAGAAGUUGCUACGCUCCUGUCCCGGCGUCAAAGCUGCCUAUGUGCUCGUUCGGCCCAAAGCAGGACAGGCUCCUGAUGCCCGUAUUGCUGAUGUGAUCAAUUGCAAGCUUUUCGACAGACUGCGGGAGGAGCAGCCUGACUUUGCAGAAAAGAUCGUGGCAGUUAACAGUGAACUGACUCAGCCAGAUCUGGACCUGAGCACAGAAGACCAGGAGACUCUUACAGGCUGCAUUAACGUAGUGUUUCACUGCGCUGCCACUAUACGCUUCAAUGAGCCUCUGAAAGAUGCUAUGCAGUUGAAUGUGCUGGCCACGCAGAAGAUGAUAAGCUUGGCCCACAAAAUGAAGCAUCUGGAGGUAUUUAUCCACAUUUCCACAGCUUACGCCCAUUGUGACAGAGAGCUCAUCGAAGAGGUGGUCUAUCCAACACCUGUUGAUUACAGAAAGCUCAUAGACACGCUUGAGUGGAUGGAUGACAAGCUUGUUUCUUUAAUGACACCAAAGCUGUUAGGUGAGCGGCCUAACACAUACACAUACACUAAAGCUUUGGCAGAACAGCUAAUCCAGCAGGAGUGUGGUAAUCUCAAUGUUGCCAUCAUCAGGCCCUCUAUAGUAGGAGCCAGCUGGAAAGAACCGUUCCCUGGCUGGAUUGAUAAUUUCAAUGGGCCCAGUGGAAUAUUCAUCGCUGCAGGGAAAGGGAUUCUGCGAACAAUGAGGGCUUCAAAUAAUGCCGUCGCUGACCUCGUGCCAGUGGAUGUAGUCAUAAACACAACUUUAGCAGCUGCCUGGUAUUCUGGAUCACAGAAGCAUACCAGGCCGAGAAGUAUUUUGGUGUACAACUGCACAACGGGUGGGAUCAACCCAUUUCACUGGGGUGAAGUCGAAUACCAUGUUAUAUCCACUUUCAAGAGGAACCCACUCGAGCAGGCCUUCAGGCGGCCCAAUGUUAAUCUCACAUCCAAUCACCUUAUCAAUCAGUAUUGGAUUGCUGUAAGCCACAAGGCACCAGCAUUCCUUUAUGAUCUCUUCCUCAGGAUGACAGGGAAAGAACCCAGGAUGAUGAAGACAAUCACUCGGUUGCACAAGGCAAUGAUGGUGUUGGAGUACUUCACGAGCCACUCAUGGGUGUGGAACACUGACAACGUCACCAUGCUCAUGAACCAGAUGGGAGCUGAGGACAAGAAGGUAUUUAACUUUGAUGUCAGGCAGUUACAUUGGGCAGAAUACAUGGAGAAUUACUGCAUGGGCACUAAGAAGUAUGUUCUCAAUGAAGAGCUGUCAGGACUUCCUGCAGCACGCAAACACUUGAACAAGCUGCGGAACAUUCGCUACACAUUCAACACCAUCUUGGUCGUUUUUAUCUGGCGCAUCUUCAUCGCCCGUUCGCAAAUGGCCAGAAACAUCUGGUACUUUGUCGUCAGCUUGUGCUUCAAGUUCCUGUCCUAUUUCAGAGCCUCCAGCACCAUGAAAUACUGAUCCCCUACACUCCUUCCCUCAUGUCCCCUCUCCCAAAGGCUAUGCACACACUUCUGCUUUGCAACACUUUGGACUCUAAGGUCCCUGCAGGGUCAUGUAUACAGGCGUAGUAUCUGCUAUCCUCCCCUCCUGCGCAAGUGUGCCCUUGACUUAAGAGUGCAAGUGCACUCUUGCUAUGUAGAAAGCAUGAAUUUUCAGGGCUCAAGCCCUAAGAAACUCUUUCAGCACAAUAAAAGCAAGAGUGUUCUUGCAGAGCGUGUUUGAGCACUUACUAUACCUGUUGCAUCUCCUGAUCGCGAGCAGGUUGGGGGCGACUCUUGAUUAUGGUUUACACACUUGCUUAUACUUGUUCCAGCCAUUGUUUGUUGACGGCAAUGACCCAUUUCCAACUAUAAUCAGCGAAGCACAAGAUAAAGAAAAAAAUUUGAGAUCAUUUGGUCUCAGCUCUGUGCCUAAAAUUCAUAAAUAACCUUAUCACGUUCCCAGUGUCUUUGUUUAAUCCGUUCUUUUUACAUUUUGCCUUAUUUCUUUCCAAUACCUCCCACCCUCUUUGAGAUGAGACGAAAGCGGUGAUCAUUGCACCAGUGGCUUGAGCCUAUAAUUCCAAGCCUUAUGUUUGUGUAUACACUUUUUUUUUUUCUUUUUUUUUUUUUUUUACUCAACAGUGUAACAGCAAAAUCUUCGAUCAGUUAUGUCAUCUUGAGAUAUCUUUGUUUCUACUACUUGAUCUUUGGUUGGGGUCAUGUUUUGUAAAAACAAUCAAGCUCUUUGUUUAGUGAACCAUAGUUCUCUGACUAAUAAAGCAGGCUUGUGGGUUUCCCUCAGAAACAUAAGCAAAUGCAAGCCUCAGUUUGCUCAUCUGCUUAACUUACUGCCUUAUACGAAUAAUUGAAUAAAUAAAUUGAAAUGGGUACUUUAAACUUGAAACAUUUAAAGCUUUAAAUACAUUAAAGAAAUCACUGAAAAUAUACCCCUGCUAUGACUUUUUUGUCACCUUUUUCACCUCAUGAGUUUGCAUCCCUGAUUUGAAUGCGACAGGUUAAUGCAAGAAUGGUUUUACGAACAAUUUACACACGUGUUGGAAUGGUAAUUCAUAGAAAUUAUUAAAAAGUUGUUUCACGAAUGAUGAAUGAGUUUAUGAAAGGUUAAUCAUUCGUUAAGUCAUUCUUAUGAAUAUUGUCACAUUUAAUUGAAUUUAAUGAUCAAUUUAUACAGAAAUUUGUGUGAGUGGUAAUUCUUAAGAAUUUAUGCAAGAAUAGUUUUACGAAUGUUGGGUUUGUUUCUUGAAAAGUGAGCAGAACAAAUUUGUGUAAACCAUUUAUAGAUCCAUUUAUACUCCAAUUGUCCCAUUAAAUUAAAUGCAGCAAUGUACAUAAGAAUGGUUUUACGACCGAUUUACACAAAUUAUUUUUAUGUAUUUUUUGUAAAAGACCAAAUGAAUGGGUUUACUAAUGGAAAAUCGUUCACAAGCAUUUUGUCACAUUGAAAGCGACAAAAAAUGUAAUAAUAAUGUUAUAAACAAUUUACCAAGAAAAUUAUUCUGAUCUUUUUUCAUGAAUGAGGCACAGGGAUUGUCUCUUGCCAUAACAUUAUUGUUCAGAUAGACUUUUUACAUAAACAUUUUCGCUUCGUUAUCUUUUUUUAUUUUUUAUUGUGUAAGCUGAGAAAAUGCGAAGCUGUGCAUAGACUUCAUUUCUUUAAUUUGUCGAAUCUAUUCGUUCUUCAGUGGAGUCUGAGUCCAUAUCAGAAGAGGGUGUUUCUCACCCCCCCCCCCCCCAUCUCUUGAUAACUGUUCAGAGCACUGUAAUUAAAUGUUGUCUGCAACUAAGUAUUUUCCAUGUUUGAAAUAAAUAGGAAGUGGUUGACAAAAUACACUGUAUACUUCAAUGUUCAUAUAAGCGUCCAAUCACAAUAAAUGUGUGUUAUUUUUACAGUUCUGAUUAUACUUAAAGUUAAAUGUUUGUCAUGCCUUACUCUUUGUACAGCUUAAUAUACUGGAAAACGCUAGCUGAUGGAUAUUGUAACUAACUGUGUGGAUUAUAAAUGAAUUAUUCUGUAUUUUCUAUUAAUGGUCUAAAGAACUUGUGAAAGGGAUCCUUGCCUUGAUUUUACUGCUUCAGACAGGAUCCAUAUUUUUAUGUGGGAAUUUGAGUGAAAUAGACAUUAUAAAAGAUUAGUCUAUGUAUUCACUGUUCAUGGUCUCCUAACAAGAACUAUAUAAUAGGGUCAACUUAAAAGGAAAAUAAGUUAAAUCUAUUCCUUUUUUUUGUAUUUCUUUUUGAUGGGAAAAAUUAGGCAUCAUGUGUAAACAUUUUCAUUGUCUCAUUUCCAAUAACAUGUUUUCCUCCCUGAUCACUAAAAAUGUGAGAAAGUCAGGACUUGGAGCAAAUGUAGUUUGUUCCCCUACUUCCUGUUGUGCCUUUAUAAAUUUGUUUUUCUGUGGGGUAUCAUUUAAGAAAAUAAGUGAACUGUAUCCCCCACAUUGUCAUGUCAGACUGUGGUUUGUGGGAAAAUUGUAAAUGCCAAAUUAAAAUGUCAGUGGGGUGUGAAAAAAAAUAAAAUGAUAAAAAUCAA
Messenger RNA from Myxocyprinus asiaticus (Chinese sucker), 4310 nucleotides. RefSeq names its product fatty acyl CoA reductase 1 (gene far1). Bases 180 to 1736 code for a protein of 518 amino acids. The transcript has 12 exons. Lineage: Eukaryota; Metazoa; Chordata; Actinopteri; Cypriniformes; Catostomidae. Gene Ontology annotation, molecular function: alcohol-forming very long-chain fatty acyl-CoA reductase (NADP+) activity. Gene Ontology annotation, cellular component: peroxisome. Gene Ontology annotation, biological process: long-chain fatty-acyl-CoA metabolic process. The record is from RefSeq and is a predicted model, not a curated record.